AUUGGUGAGAGUCUUUUCGUGAAUCAUCUCUGGGUUCCAACGAGCUUGGCGUCGAUGGAAGAUCAUCAAGAAUUCGAGAAACCCAUCUUCGAAUUACACAACAGGAAGGUUCGAAGCUCUCGCAAGAGGAAGAAUCGCUUAGGAGAAUCGAUGAAUCAUCAUUACGAAGAGAUCUUUUGCUACUACGGAUUGAGGGAGAGCCCGAGGAAGAAGAGAACAACCCAGAAACCUCUGCGGAUUAAGAAGAAGCGUCUGGUUCGUUGCGGAGAGUGUGGGAAAGGGUUUCGAUAUGAGAAGUGCCUGAGGAAUCAUAGCGAAACUAUGCAUUCGUUAGAAGAGAAGAAGAAGAAGAGCGAAUGUAUGAGAAGGGAUCUGUUGUGUUUCUUCAGGAGUGGUGGUGUGCAGAGGAGAAAGAGGUCGAAAAGAGUUUCCAGGUACAAGAAGAGUCUUCCUCCACUCUCUGUUUCUUCGUCUUCUUCUUCUUCUGCGUUUGGGAGUGGUGGAGAACUGUUGGAAGUCGCUGAGUCUCUGAUUAUGUUGUCUAAGAGUGGUGAUGCUCUGUUUUCGAAGCUAGAGAUGAAUGAGAGAGAAUGUGAAGAUGGGUUGUUGGGUAAUGAGCAAAAGCUAGUUGGGUCUUUGAGUAAUGAGCUUAGACUUGUGGGUAUUAGAACUGAUUCUAAUGGAACAUCGAAAGAGCUUUUGGGUUUCUUGGGGGACAAGAAGGUUAUGAGAGAAGAUGAGGUAGGAGCAGAGAGUUUUGGGGAAGAAGUUAGAUUGGAGAGAGUGAGCUUGGACGAUACAGAGCAGAAACUUGGGGGUCAAGAAGCUGUGUUUGAAGUUUCAAAUUCAGCAAGUAAGGGUUUUCAGAUGAACAAUGAGCAUAGGUGCAGGCUCUGUGAGAGGGUUUUCUCGACGUAUCAAGCUCUCGGCGGUCAUCAGACGUUUCAUAGAAUGAAGAACAACUAUGAAAAGUCAAAGCAUGAGAUGCAGAGAAGAGCCAGUAGAAGCUGAUGUUGAGAAUGACUCGGUGACAUUGACAGGUGGAAUAUUCGAGCUGAGGUAGUGAAGAAGAAGGAAGAUAAGCUCCGUUGUCGUUGUCUUGUAAAGUGUAGCAUACGUAAAGACUAUACUUUUAGGUCUUUAGUUUUUAGAAGUUGUACAGUUUCAUUGUAGUCUUGCUAUGGUUUAGUGAUCAGUAAAAAAAAAAAGAGUCGACACUUUUUGGGGUUCCUUUCUUGUUUCUCAAGAAACUGAAGAAAUCAUUUUGCAUUAAGCUAAUCCUAAGAUCUAUUUGUUUUUUUUUUAAAGGAGUAGGAGUAGCUAAGCUUAUUGUCUACUUCACAUUAAGAGUUGUCAAUUUGUGUUUUAAUAAUCUGUACUAUUCCUAAUUCUUUCUUAUCAACAUUAUUAUUGUUUGGGCAUGAAAGUAGGAAGAAACCUAUGAUUAGCUUUAUACAAAAAAAAAAAAAAAAA
Molecule: messenger RNA, 1473 nt
Organism: Brassica rapa (field mustard)
Lineage: Eukaryota; Viridiplantae; Streptophyta; Magnoliopsida; Brassicales; Brassicaceae
Source: RefSeq, a predicted model, not a curated record